This is a messenger RNA of Zalophus californianus (California sea lion), 5164 nucleotides long. RefSeq names its product secernin 1 (gene SCRN1). Gene Ontology annotation, molecular function: dipeptidase activity; cysteine-type exopeptidase activity. The coding region runs from base 167 to 1411 and encodes 414 amino acids. NCBI's taxonomy places the organism in Eukaryota, Metazoa, Chordata, Mammalia, Carnivora, Otariidae. The record is from RefSeq and is a predicted model, not a curated record. The transcript has 8 exons. Gene Ontology annotation, biological process: proteolysis.
GAGCGCCGGGAGUCUGGGGAGGGGGAAGCGCCCGACGGUCGCCUCCGCCACUGCAGUUGCAGCCCCCGAUGUCGCCACAGUAAUCGCCGCCGCGGCAGCAUCCGCACCUUCGGCGGCCGCAGCAUCAGCACCGCAGAGCCGAGCCCGGAGCCCGCCGCCCCGCAGGAUGGCUGCCCCUCCUCCAAGUUACUGUUUCGUGGCCUUCCCACCGCGUGCUAAGGAUGGGCUGGUGGUGUUUGGGAAAAAUUCGGCUCGGCCCAGGGAUGAAGUUCAGGAGGUCAUGUAUUUCUCAGCUGCUGAUCAUGAACCCGAGAGCAAGGUUGAGUGCACUUACAUUUCAAUCGACCAAGUCCCCAGGACCCAUGCCAUUGUGAUAAGCAGGCCUGCCUGGCUUUGGGGGGCAGAAAUGGGAGCCAACGAGCACGGAGUGUGCAUAGCCAAUGAAGCCAUGAAUGCCAGAGAACCAGCCGCGGAGACGGAAGCCUUACUGGGGAUGGAUCUGGUCAGGCUUGGUUUAGAAAGAGGAGCGACAGCUAAAGAAGCCUUAGAUGUCAUCGUCGCCUUGUUGCAAGAACACGGGCAAGGUGGGAAUUACUAUGAAGACGCAGACUCCUGCCACAGCUUCCAAAGCGCGUAUCUGAUCGUGGAUCGUGAGGAGGCCUGGGUGCUGGAGACCGUGGGGAAGUACUGGGCUGCCGAGCAGAUCACAGAGGGAGUGAAGUGCAUUUGCAAUCAGCUUUCACUCACCACUAAGAUCGAUGCGGAGCACCCUGAACUCAGGAGUUAUGCUCAGAGUCAAGGCUGGUGGACGGCAGAGGAUGAGUUCAAUUUUUCUGAAGUUUUUUCUUCAGCUGAUGACCAUCUAGACUGCUGUGCAGGCAAAGACAGCAUGGACCAGAAAGAAGAAAGCAUCACUGUGCAGACUAUGAUUGACAUCUUACGGGACAAAGCCAGUGGAGUCUGUGUAGACUCCGAGUCUUUCCUUACUACAGCCAGUGUAGUGUCUGUUCUGCCUCAGAACAGAAGCUCGCCAUGCAUUCACUACUUCACUGGGACCCCAGAUCCUUCCAGGUCCAUGUUCAAGCCUUUCAUCUUUGUUGAUGAUGUAAAACUUGUCCCCAAAGCACAGUCUCCUUGUUUUGGGGACAACGACCCUGCCAAAAAGGAGCCUCGGUUCCUGGAGAAGCCAGACCGCCGGCAUGAGCUGUACAAGGCCCACGAGUGGGCACGUGCUGUCAUUGAAAGCGACCAGGAGCAGGGUCGCCAGCUGAGAAAGACCAUGCUGGAACUAGAGAAGCAAGGCCUGGAGGCCAUGGAAGAAAUCCUGACCAGCUCUGACCCCCUGGACCCCACCGAAGUGGGGGAUCUUUUCUAUGACUGUGUUGACACGGAGAUUAAGUUCUUUAAGUGAAGUAAGCAUUCCCUUUCCCCUUCUUAUUUAAACGUUCCCACCUUACUAAAUUACCAGCAAAACAAACCACUCUCCUGUGUGAGUAAAAUGAGAAAGUUCAGAUGUGUUAAAGUCACACUCUUGUGUUCUGCCUUGAAGCUCAACAACGACCCCUUCUCCUACCACGUAGCUUCCCUUCUUUUGCAAUGUAACGCGUCUCCAUUAGCCUGUCGUUCGAUUGUAUGACUAAUUGUGGAUUUUCAGCUGCUCUCAUUGCAUCUCAGUGACCGUGGACACAUUAGCCUUCUCACGGAGGACGACGGUUCAUCAGGCCUUGGGAGGGGGCUCCACAGUGCUAAGUGUGCAGGAAAAGCAAAAUCUUUGGAAGUCUUAUUCUUUCUUUCAGUACUGGUUUCUUCUGGGUUAACAAAAGGCCCAGGGCUCUUGUGUGUGUACUUGAGGGAGAAGCUUCCAGGCCUCCCUUCCACAUGGGUGCAUGCCUGUCAUGCAGAGUUCUCCAGAUGUGUCUGCUGAGGGACACAACCAAUGGGGAGGAACAAAGGGGGCCCCUCCGUGGCCCCAGCUCAUCUCAAUUCCCGUGAUCCCCAAGAGUGUCCUCUCUACACCGUGCUUGUGUGCGGGGGGCCCACAGACGGCCCCUGCGCAGGGGAGCUGGUUAGGGGAGUCAGCUAGAGGCACCCACGGUAGAGACUCGGAGGCAGCCACACCGGUGGCUUCCCCGCAUUACCGCUUGGCUCUCCCUGCACAGCAAGCAUGCCCACCCCUUGGACAUGUCUUUGUGGAGAAACGAUUUCGGGCCUGGUGAUGGCCAACUUCUUCAGAAUUAAUUAAAUGGCCCCGUGGCAUAGUUCCGCCCCACAAGGCUGCGAACUUCCCCAGCUAGCGAGGGAAAGAAAAGGAGAAACUCUUGACUGUUUAGAUUUCUGUUAAAGUAGCUGGGAUCUGAGCAGCAACUACAUUAUCUCAGCAGAGACUUUAAUUAAACUGAUUGGUUUCCAACGUCGUGUUCACACGGAGGAUUUGACUUACCACCAGAGCAUAGACGGGCGUGUGAGGAGGACCAGAUGGGCUCAGCAUUGGGAAGACAGAGGGCAAGGAGGUGACAGAUGGAUGCAGAAGCAUUUCGCUGCAGGGUAGCGAUCCAACCCCAGCCUUCCUGCCCAGCUCGUUCAAUCCCACAAAGCUGCGUAGGAUGCAGCUGGCUCUCCCCGCCCUUCCCUUUAUUCCCAGUAGCUGCUCUUGGAAUGAAGGUAGCUGAAGGGGGCAGGUGUAGGGGGGCUUCGCCCCAGCCAUUGAAACUCUCAAGCACUGUGAAAUGCUCUGGGGGCAGGAGAUGAUGAACAGACGAGUAAGCAGGUGUGGCCGCUAGUGGAAGGACGGCCCCUUCCUUACUCCGGCCUCACCCAUACCAGUUGGGCCCAAUCACGCUUCGUCACUGGUAGGAAUUUGCAAGUGGAAAUAUUAUGAGCGUCAGUAAUCUUUGAAGUGACCUAGGGUCAGUGACUCUGCACUGAGAGCGAUGCGCGACAGGCCAGGCGGGCUGGAAGGAAUGUGGUCCCACACACGGAUGUGGGCACGGAGGGCCACGGGGCUUAUCCGAACACAUCUUGUUCUACCAACUUUCCUUUAAGAGUGUGGGUAUCAGAGCGCCACGAGCUUUUGGGCCAGCAGUUUUGUGAAUUCUGUAUGUGAAUUCAUAAACGAUGAGUGGUAGGGAAUGGGAAGGAUGUUUGGGCUGACAGAGUUACCACAGCCGUUUGUGGUGGCUUGUAGUUGCUGAGGCUCAUCCAGGGCUUUCCCUGUUGAUGCAGGGUCUCCUCUUAGAGGGAGUGGCCAUCCUCAGAGCAUCAGUUUACAGAUGCUAAACUUGGGGGGUUAGUGACACAGGUACCUCGCCCCUCCUAAGUCCACCUGCUCGGUGGUUAUUUAAGACAAGGUGAUGUGGAAAGCCACCCUAAAAUUUCACCACGUGGUUUCACCUCCACCUGUUACAGAAACAUUUCAUCAGACCUAACACCUCUGAGAUACCAAGGUGAUUCGGGGUUUUAUCAAAAGAAGUCUAGUGAGACUAAAUUACACAGAGGCCUGCUUUCAUUGUUACGGGCCAAACAAAGGUCAUGGAUCACCCAUCCAGCCUAUGCGUUCCCUAGCCACUGUGAAGUGGGAAAUACAAUGGCUACUUCUGUUAGGGGACAUUUGUCCUGCAUCUCUUACCACGAGGGGGCGUGGCAGCCCUCCAUGGCACAAGCUGGCAGAAGUUCAAUGGGGCCGGGAGGCUUCCCUCCCGCUCGGAGCGGGUCUGCGUACAGUCAAACCCCCAAUAAUAGCAGUGGACGAAUUCUUUGUGCCUUGGGGGUUGUAGGGAAAGACAAGAAGAGAGUAAGGAGUCUGCUGCUGCGGCUGGACUCACUUCUAGUGACUUUUAUCUACUUACGUCAACUGCUUAAAAUAUGUUGUUGGAUUUUGAGCAGGCUGUUGGCAAGAUGUUUCUUUUUAAAUGCUCCUAACAGACUCUGCUUUUGAAAAAUGCUUAUCAUUACGUGGAUGAUUUCUUUACCAGGGAUUGCUUUUCUAAAGGCAGUGUGGGGAAAUGAAUAUUCAAGAUGAACUAUGAAAGCAAUGUUUAAAGGUCAGUGUGUAAAUAAGCUUCCUGAAAUACCCCUGGAGUAUCCAUUAAGACUUGGAUAGGGGAGCUGUGCAUGCUUUGUGCAGAAAGAAGACAUGGCCAGGAUAGAAUUUCUCCCCUAUUCCUAUGCCCCAUGACCAAACAUAAGCUACGUAGUCUUGUUUAGUAGAUGGGAUUUACCAUAGACGAAGACAGCCCUCAUCCCCUAAAGGGGAAAGAGGCUGCAAUGAAAGUAAAUUAGCAAAGCAGAGUAGUGCUCUUCAUUCUUGGAGGUUGGUUUGGAAUUCUAGGUAGAAUUCUAGGUAGAAUAAGGAUAUACUUGAAAUUAUGGUGAUUCUUUAGUGCCCAGUAACAUAAGACACAGUGUUAUUAUUAGGAAGAGUCUUUCUUACAAGCUAACAGAGCAGGUGUAUGCCUAUUAGAUAUUAGCAGUGAAGCUCCUUCACUACUGGGUGAAUCGUUAGGUAUAAAAAAUAAUUGCCAACCAGGCAAACCACUUUGCUCCUUAACUUACAUCAUCCCACAUUGGUACAGGUGUUACACCACUCUGGCUGGCCCAGCAGGGAAGCCAGGUGGGACCAAGGUGUCCGCUAGGAAACCACAAACUGCAUUCUUGUCUGAAGAACAGUUAAGUCAUUCGUAGGGGAGGUGUUCAGCUGAGCUCUCAGCUUUAGGAAGGAAGCACAUGGAAGGAGGAGGGAGGGGAGCCUGGGCCAUUACUGUGUGGCGGGUCACAUGCACGUGCUGUCCCAGCACCACCCUGUGCCUCCCUGUGGCUGUGACAUUUUAUUCUGCACAGUCCCAAGUCCCAGCUCUCCUCCUAUGGCUUGUGUCAAAUGUGCUUUAUCUGACUGACUUCAAACAUUCCGAAAUGUCACAUGCAGAUUUCUCAUGGGAAUGAAUAUGUACAUGUUUGCAAUCAUGUUGUGAGAAGUUAAAUGUGUAAGCUGGAAAAUGCUAUUGGCAGGGAAUAAUAAAAAAGAAAAUCUUUCUGUUUCCUGCAGUGGGAACUGACCGUGUAGUCUUAACAGCCUUUUGUACAAAUAUCUAUGAACCAGAUAACUUCCCAAUCCAGUGCUUGCCUUUGGAAUUGUCUCUAAAUACAUCAAGCAUACAAUAAAAAAAAA